This is a messenger RNA of Nicotiana attenuata, 3603 nucleotides long. Its product is annotated as transcription termination factor MTERF15, mitochondrial-like. NCBI's taxonomy places the organism in Eukaryota, Viridiplantae, Streptophyta, Magnoliopsida, Solanales, Solanaceae. Gene Ontology annotation, molecular function: double-stranded DNA binding. The coding region runs from base 72 to 1247 and encodes 391 amino acids. The record is from RefSeq and is a predicted model, not a curated record. Gene Ontology annotation, biological process: regulation of DNA-templated transcription; chloroplast organization. Gene Ontology annotation, cellular component: chloroplast. The transcript has 2 exons.
AAACUUCAUCCCAUCUAUGGGCCAAACACUAGCAAAGAGAGAGAAAAUUCUUAAGACCAGCAACUUGUCUUAUGCUAAUAUUGGGCGCGUUUGGGGCGAAAAUUUUGGACGAAAUCUCAAAUUCCGCCAUCUCCCUCAGCAUCCACAAAUCGAUAAUGUUUUGGCUUCGUCAAUGUCGUAACAAUGGCAUCACCUAUCUGUACUCCACAGCUGCAACUUCCCACAACAAUUUGUUGGCGGAAAUAUUAGUGAAUUCACUUGGUUUCUCCAACGAGAAAGCUAUUUCUGCUAGCGCCAAGGUAACAUUGAAACCUGGAAACAACAAGCCUCAAUUAGUCAUCAAUUUCUUACAACAACUUGGUCUAGACAAGACCCACAUCAAAUCCCUUGUUUCUUCCAACCCUAGGUUGCUGUUUUCUGAUGUCGACAAAACCCUUAAACCCAAAAUUAAGGUUUUUCAAGAACUUGGCUUAUCUGGGUCAGACCUAGCUAAAGUCAUCGCAAAAAGUGGGUCUUUCUUCUUUUUAAGUCUUGAUAAUUCAAUCAGAUCCAAUCUUGAUUAUUUCCGGAAAGUGUUAGGUAGUGAUGACAAUGUAGCUAAGUUUAUCAAGAGAGAGCCUAGGUUCUUAUGGGGUAUUGAUGCCCCUAAACUAAUGCCACCCAAUAUAUCAUUGCUGCAAAAUCUUGGGUUUUCAAGUGUUGAUAUACAAAAGCUUAUGCUUUGGAAUCCUAGAAUUUUUACUCAAAAGGCUGGGCGCCUCAAAAACAUAGUGGAUCGAGUAGAAAAAACUUUCUUUCUUUCUCGCGAUUGCAACAUGUUCAUACAUGGGGUUUAUGCACUUGUAUGGCUUGACGAAUCGACGGUGAAAAAGAGAUUAGAAAUCUUCAGGAGCUUCGGGUGGUCUGACUCGGAGAUUUUUAAAUUGGUCCAAAAACUUCCUCUCUGUUUGACAAGAUCCGAAGCUAAGAUCAGAAAUACGUUAAAUUUUUUAAUGAAGGAACUUGGAUAUGAGUCUCAUUACCUGGCUUCUCAUCCCACAUUUUUGACAUGUAGCUUGGAGAAAAGGAUUCUUCCUAGACAUAAUGUUUUGAAGCUACUCAAUGAGAAGGAGCCGACAAAGUGCAGUAAGAAGCUUUAUACUGCUGUGAUAUGUUCUGACUCGAAGUUCUUAGAAAGAUAUGUGCUGCCUUUCAAGGAUGAGAUGCCUGAGGUGUAUGAUAUAUACAUCAAAAGUAGAAGCCAAUAGAGCAUUUUAUUUUAUGCGUAUGUGUCUUCAGAUGCUUGGUGGUCACAAUCAUCCUGACAGUAGAUGUAAUUGCUAAACUCCAUCAUUAGUUCUUAUUUCUCUCGAUUCAAUUCAGCUACAAACUUGACUAUCUAGCUGUACUUUUUUGAACUGCACAGUCCUACGCUUCUUUGCUGUUUCUCUUACUAAUGCGGAAGAGAAGUCACCGAUGAGGACAAAACAGCACAGAUCACUCCUGAGGAGCUAGCAAACUGAUUAUGUGUUGAAUCUACACCAGCUUUUAACUUCACUGAAUCUAUAAUUUUGACAUAAAUAUUUAGAAUCAAGUUAAUUAAGAUGUAGCUGUUUGAUCAUACUCUUUUAUGUAUUAUCUUAGAAAUUUAUGUUCACGAGUUUCUACACAAUAGAUAAAAUAUGCAGAAGGGACAACACACAAGCUGAAGUUUAACUGUUUUCUUUCUUAGUCUUUUGGCGCAAAUGCAGGAUGUACAAGAUCUAGAUAGUUUUUUUUAGUGUUUUUCAGCUCCCUAACAGAUUAGUACGGACAGGAACUUUCUUUUAGCAAGGUCCUAGUGGAAACCUUGCUUUUCAAUACAGAUUAGUACAAGAUGGGUUGCUUCAGCUAUAUGAUUUCUGCAUCAAAACCAGAAGCUAAGAGAAAUUCCUUUGGUGGGGGGAUGUUGACUACAGAGCAUUCUUUGACAGUAGGGUUUAUCCAAUUCCUUGUUUGUACUGGUCAUUCCUCUUCAAGCUACUGUCAAGCGUUUUACUGCUAAUUUGCAUUUUAUUUCUGUAGAGCCAGUGUUAAUGGGUAAAAACUGCAAAUACAGGCAUUCUCAUAUUAAAGUAGAAGAUGCUUUUGGUGGAGAAGCAAAUUUGUCGAAUAACUAGCUUUUUUGGUAAAUGGAGAAGAAAGUUCGGGGACAAAUUAACUCUUGUAUCAGUAAAGUCAUUUCGUCAAUGCUAAUCUCCGAUCUGGAGAAUAUAUCUUCUUGCGUCUUAAAAAAUCUUCUUGCUUGCUAAUUCUUUUUUAUUCUUUCAUUGUGUUUUGUACUUCAAACUUAGAUUAUUUAUGUUAGUAUCUUCAUUGUCUAUGGGAGGUGGACUAAUCUCUUCAACAUGUCUUAGAAGAUCAUUUUUCACUGGUGUCAAUAUCAUCUCUCUUUAAUAACAUGGUGGUGUGGACAAAACAUGGGAUUCAGUAACCAAAACUAAUAUGGUUAUCCGACAAGAAUGAGUCUAGAAAGGGAGAGAGAAUCUACUCCACCCAUGUCGCUUCUUGUAUCGACCAAGACUUUACACCAUCGUGACAUGCUUUAAAUUUCUUUUGGUUUCUCACCCGGUGUCCGGUACCCAAAUUGGGGCCCGAUUAAAUCCGGAUUCGCGCCGGAAAGUCCCACAGUGGGGGUAAAGCGCUCCCUAACAAGGGCAACUCCAUACCCAAGGCUCGAACCGGAGACCUCUGGUUAAGGACCACAACCCUUGUUGGUUGAAUCAAAGUUCUUAUGGAAGUAUGUACGGUCUUUUAGGAAUGAUUUCAUAUUUCUGAGGUGCUUGAUGGAUACAUCAAAGAUAGAAGCGAUAAGGAAGAUUCUUUAUGGUAAUAUGCAUAUUGCAGAUUCUUUGUUUGUGAGUUUAGUUUUUGAUAUUGUUUACUUAAUCCUCUCUGGAGUAUUACUGCUAGUUGACAUCUGAUUGCUGACUACUUGUUAAUUUAUUUCGAAUUUUCUUUGAUGUUUCUUAAUCCUGUCUAGAAUAUUUUCCUCUCCUUGUUGACUGCCUCUAUUAAUCAGUUAUACUGCAAAUGGAAGGUGUUCUGAUUUUGUUGUCCAAUGAUGCUUUGUAGUAAAUGUGGAGAAAAUAGUGGAAGUCUUAUUUAUUUCCUUUGUUUAUUUACCUAUUCUAUGAAUCAAUUUCUCAAUGGGGAUUGCAUGUUCUUGUUUUUGGCUGAAACUACUAACUCUGUUUCUGUGACAGGGUACCGGGAAAUGGAGUGCCUAGCAAUAAGGUGCAGUAUUUGUUACUAGUAGUACUCUUUAUUUUGGAUCCUCUGAAAUUUUAUGACUUGGAUGCUCUGUGUCUUUAUGCAUCUACUCAUCUUUCUAGCCUUGUUUGAUAAAUUGAAGUACUCGCAUUAUUCAGUGAGGAUUCAUGUUGUCGACUUCAACUUAUUUGGGAUUGAGUGGUAACUGUUGUUGCAGAGGCGGAUCCAGGAUUUGAAGAGGAUGGGUGCACUAUUGUGAAGAUGCGGAUUUAGAAUUUAUAUUUGACGAGUUUAACUUUAGUAUCUACCAUGUACCCACUACACUUUUGAAAUUAUAGGUUCAAAUAUAUAUUCUUUUUAAAUUCUUAGUGA